AUGAUACAGCUUUCAGCUUAUGGAGAGCGUGUCGUUGAUCGACUAAGCAUGCUGGGCAUGUGGCUAGCUGUUGUAGUCUCCAUCCGCAACUUUUAUGUGUGUUUCAGGCAAUACAAACGUACUCGUGGUAAAAUUCAUAUUGUCAACAUGGCUCAAGUAGCCGUCUUGUGCGUCCAUCGUUUUCUAUAUGGUAUCAUCCCUUUGUUUGAAAUAAGCACAUGUAUUUAUUUCCCACUCCUCGUAUCGCUAUGGCAUAUCACCUACAUUCUCUUCUACAUUGUCAUGUUUAUGCGCCUUAUCAUUCUCGAAGCCGAUCACCACUCGCUAUGGAUCAAGGUCGUUGGCGUCUUCCUCAUUGCAGUACGCUUUGCCGAUUGGCCGUAUGAGCUUGCGUUUUAUUCCGUACAGCAAGACAUUAUGCGACAGCCGCUUAUGCAAGGCGGUAUUUGCUGGGUGCAAUGGGGAGCAGGUGUCAUCAUCUUGAACUUUGUUGGUGAUGUCCUAGCCAAUCUAUUCCUCAGUGGCAUGUUUGUGCGUCGACUCUUUUUGCAUAUCAGACUCUCGAAAUCGGUCAUGACACGCCAAAAUCGUCUUAUCGAACACAUUGCUCGCAAAUCAUUGUUGUGCCUUAUUUUCACCUUUGUCAUCAACUUGGCAAUGAACUUACUCAAAUUGACACGCUUUAUCGGUGAUCGAUCGGAUGCAUUCACCGUAUACUUUGAAUUGAUUGAAUCGACGUUACUCGUUGAAGCUCUUCGGGUGGAUGAGACGGGGAAAUAUUCCAAUCAAUCCAUUUGUGAUAAUUGUGGCAUGGCCAUCAAUCUGGGAUACAGCGUUCGUGACAGCAAAGACCACUACAACAGCAACAAUCAUCGAGAAUCAUUUCUAUCACGUCACACAAACAAGAGCAGACGUUCAUCCACUUCAUCUACAGCAGCAGCUGUAGCCGCUAUCCAACGACAACAGCAAUUGGGAAAUGAUAACAGCUUCUUCCGUGCAGUCAAUUUGUACGAUCCAACGAGUUCUUAUAUGCAAUCAAACGGUGUUGAUAUGAAGGAACAUUAUCCCUUGGAUGAGGAAUCAGCAGCUAAAACCUCUACAACAAACUCCCAUUCUCUUCCUGUUGAUGAAACACCUUCUUCAACGCCGUCACCCACAAUGGAUACGGGCUUGCAUCAUCGAUCAAACGUGAAUCGACCUCCCCCAGUCGUUACAUCUAUUGCCAAUACCUCCUCCAACGUCGUCAGAAGGCAACAGAAUGACGGCUCUACAUCCCCAAUAGCAUCCUCGCGUGCAUAUUCUCCCACCUUUGGUCCAUCCUUGUCACAACAUCCAGAAUGGUCGAAUAACGAUUAUCGCAUGUUUUAA
Messenger RNA from Lichtheimia ornata, 1368 nucleotides. RefSeq lists its product as uncharacterized. The transcript has 7 exons. The coding region runs from base 1 to 1368 and encodes 455 amino acids. NCBI's taxonomy places the organism in Eukaryota, Fungi, Mucoromycota, Mucoromycetes, Mucorales, Lichtheimiaceae. The record is from RefSeq and is a predicted model, not a curated record.